Molecule: messenger RNA, 1968 nt
Organism: Colletotrichum karsti
Lineage: Eukaryota; Fungi; Ascomycota; Sordariomycetes; Glomerellales; Glomerellaceae
Exons: 2
Coding region: 1-1968 (655 amino acids)
Source: RefSeq, a predicted model, not a curated record
AUGCCGAACAGCCGCAGAUCACGUCCCCCGAGGACAAACGGAGCAGACCCCGCCGACGAGACCAUCGAGGUCGGCGCACGUCGCAGCAGGCGAUUGAUGCAGGAUGAGCCGGACGAGGUUGGACUUCCCGCGGUUAAGAGACGACGGAGGAGAACAAAGUCCGUGAACGAAGAGCCCGAGGAGGAGGCCGAAGACGCGCUAGAAACGAGUGACGGAGCUUCCAGUCGUCGAGAUAAUGCAUCGGACGCGCGAAAUAUGAAACGGCGACAAGGAAAUGACGAACGCGCGAACCGGCGCACCGCGGAGACACUACAACCGAAGAGGCGGUCUAGAUCGACGAGGUCGCGGCAAAGGAUAGCGCAAUCUCCUGACCGGAGUCCAACCGAGCCUGAAAAGCGAGUCGAAGAUAUAUACGAAGUACCAGACAGCCCACCACGGCGCACCCGGCGUACCGCCAAAGCAGUGCAGGACGGCCCAUACUCAGACCCGGAGGACGAGCUAUUUGUGAGGCAAGAUGAGCACAGUGAGGAGGAUCUCGGCGAAAACGAGCACAGCGAAAUGGAGCACGAUGAAGAGGAUGAGGAAGAAAAUGGCACUACAGGACUUUACGACGAGCCGACAAGAGGAGGCGGAAACGAAGAAGAGGAAGAGUCGUCCGAGGACGAAGAUCAACCGCCAUUACCAACACUAUCACAACUACGGAACGACCUCCCAGAGAUGGACGAAUCUGCUAGCAUACUCCCGGAUGGCGACUCCGCCGGACCAGUCGACAUCGCGUACCCUGACGACCAUCUUCUAUUUAACGCUCCCGUCGGCGACGAUAGGAUUACGGCAGUUUCGAUGAGGUCGAAAGCCCUCAAAUCAAUGGCGGAACUGAUGAGCAGGGCUGUUUGGAAGCGGACGAGUAGUGAGCUCUUGUCGAAGUGGAUUCGAAAAUACUGGGAGGACGUCAUCUCACUGCAGUUCUUUUGGGAAAACAUGCCGCCGGCGCCGGACUACGCAGGACAGUGCGACUACAUGCACUCGGGCGAAGAUGCGGCCGAAGCAAAGGCGUCGAUCGAGAGGUUGGACGAGCUCGUCGAGAGCAUAGUUGAGCACGCGAGGGUAACAUCGCCAGACGACGAUGACCUCGAGGACAUCACAUCAGACCUUCGAGGCAAAAUCAUCCCGAAACUUGUGACUAUCCUCUGUUCCGUCUUCCGCUUGGGCAUUUGCGGUAAUCCUCAAAGAUGGCGUGCGAUGGUUACAAACCCAACCCUGCAGAUCAUGCAUCGGCUACUGGCAUGGAUUAAGUAUCUAUACGGAGCGAUGAUGAAGGGUUCAAAAACGAUGAACAAGGGCAAAGCAGAGACCAAGGCCCAUCUGCAGCUGGGACGCUACAUGCAAGAGCUCCACGUCGAAUUCGACGAGGCGCUGAGAGAGCUCCGCGACAUCCCGAUACGCAAGCGAGAGUACGAGGAGAGGCGGAGGCAACAGCUCGAGACGGAGGAGCGGAACCGGUUACGGGCGCAGGAGUUGAGAAACAGGCAAUACGAGAUCGCAGCCCAGCGCAUCAGGGAACGCUUCGGGCCGCCUGGCGCCGAACCAUUGCACGGGUCGCAGUCGGCGCAGACGUCUUGGUCUACGGCAUCGCAGCAGACGCAGUCGUCGGAGCAGACUCAGGCGUCCUUUUCGACGCUGGUGUUCUCGCAGCAAGAGUCUCAGCGCACACAAGCGUCCUCGUUGACGUCGAUACCUCCGCGAAUGAGCCUGGCUGAACUCGACGGCGAUGACUCCUGGCCCGCCGAGAAGAGGAUGGAGCUUCUGAAAGUCCUGAUGAAGACGCCGACGACGAGGAACAAGCACCUCUCUUUCUACUUUGAAUGCAGCGAGGAGGAGGUGAGGGAUGUGAGGGAAGGGCUCAAGAGGGCCGCCAGGGAACACGCGAUCAAUAGGAACGAGACCGUGCCGGAGUUCGCGAGGAUCUGA